AUGGUUGUUGCCAAUAAUCAGCGCUGGUUGACUUGUGCAAGGGACGAUGAGGACGCAUGGAAAUGCAUUCUACUGGCGAGAUCGCUUCGUCAAGCACUGACGACUCGUUUGACGGGCGUCUUCAUUUCAGACGAGGUGUCGGAAAUGCUAAGGGACAAGCUUCAAGAUGAGUUUGAUGUGUGCUCUCUGAUUGGAGAAAAGCGGAUGAAGCAAUACCCAAACUUUCCGUUCGCCACGGUUGCUAAACUGUCUGCGUGGGGUCUUCGAGGAAUUAAGAAAUUCGUGUUUUUGGAUUGCAACUCGUUGGUGAUUAAGAAUGCUGAUGAGCUUUUUCGUGGAAAUGGGAUUCGAAUGAUGACAGGCAGUGACAAAAUUGGUCUAAUUGUUGGAAACCCUGAUUUGGACAAGGGUUCAUCAUACAGGGAACUGGAAAUGAUCUUGCAGUACGAGGAAGGUAUUUCCAGUGACCAAAAUUUCUCAUCCGUGUUUCCUUUAUUGGGUGUGGAAUACGGUUUAGAAAUGAGCUGGGGAACGGGAAAAUCUUGGUCGACCCCUAUUACCGGAGAUGAAUGUAAGAUCGUGUACUUUUGCGACGGUCAUCCCAUGAAUUCCCCAACGUUUGGGGAUGACGAGUGGGAAGACCUCGGGCUUGGAGCAGUGGAAAAAGUCAUACUGAACCUUUGUGAAAAACUACUGCCUGAAAAAUUAGGAAAAAUAGGAUCAGUGGGGACUUUGGGGACGUUUGAACCAACCCAAUAUGAAAAUUUGUGUGACUCGAUUGCAAUUAUCGGAAUGUCUUCACGAUUUCCUGGAGCAAACUCGAUCGAUGAAUUUUGGAAACUGUUGGAGGCAGGAGAUGAAGGGAUUUGUCGCGUACCGGAUGGGCGAUGGACUAAAGAUAAUGCAAUUAUCCGGUUAACUGACGUGCGAAAGACGCAAGCUGGUUUCUUAUCAUGUCCCAUAGAUCAAUUUGACGCAAAGUUUUUCAACAUAAACUCGGCUGACAUGGCCUUCAUGGAUCCACAGCAGCGAAUGACUCUUCAGAUCGGUAGGCUCAGCAGAAUUAUCACAGAUAUGUUUUUCAAUUAUAUAAUUCUAUAA
This is a messenger RNA of Folsomia candida, 1101 nucleotides long. RefSeq lists its product as uncharacterized. Gene Ontology annotation, biological process: fatty acid biosynthetic process. Lineage: Eukaryota; Metazoa; Arthropoda; Collembola; Entomobryomorpha; Isotomidae. Gene Ontology annotation, molecular function: fatty acid synthase activity. The transcript is spliced from 8 exons. The record is from RefSeq and is a predicted model, not a curated record. Bases 1 to 1101 code for a protein of 366 amino acids.